GCCCUGAGCUGAAGGCAGACACUCAACCGCUGAGCUACUCAGGCGUCCUGGAAAUUGAUUUCAUUCAUUAAACAAAUGUAAUUUCUAAGGUCUGUGUGCUAGGCAGUGGGGAUAUAAAAUAUGAGAUCAUCAGAAGGGGAGCCGAACAAGAGCUAAAGUAGAAGACAGUAUGUAGUACAACUAGCAAAUCUCAUGGUUGUGGAGGCUCCGGUCAGAGGGUUAACCUGAUCCAAAGCAUUAGAGGCUUCCUGAAGAAUUGACAUCUAAGUCCUGAAGGAAAAUGAAUACUAGUUACUGAGCCUAGAGAGUAUAGAUGUGCCAGGCAGCGGUGAGGUUCUAGGAUUCCACCUGGCUAGAUCACACAGGGGCAUUUGUGGGGCUGGAGCUGCGGGUGGUUAAAACGGUCUCCGGGGCAACUGUGACAGUUUGAACCUACCGGGGAUUCGGACUCCUGGAGCGCCGCCUCCUGGAAAACCGCGUCCUCUAGUGCCUUGUGAUCAGAGCCCCGGUGCCGUAUUAGCGGGAGCUGGAGUUCCUCGGGGACCAGGCGCAGUGUCCCCACGACGGCCCCCGGCUUUUCUGAACAGCCGUUCAACUUAGAGGGCUCGGAGCGGCCGGCGCCAUCCGGACCCGCGGGUGUGCGGCCGCCCCGGAAGUGACGCCAUGGGCUGCGGACCCUGAGGAAGUGGAGAUGGCGGAGCUGUACGUGAAGCCGGGCAACAAGGAGCGUGGCUGGAACGACCCGCCUCAGUUCUCCUACGGGCUGCAGACUCUGGCCGGUGGACCUAAGCGCACCCCGCUCACCAAAAGGAUCGCCGCUCCCCAGGAUGGCUCUCCCAGAGUCCCUGCCUCCCAGACUUCUCAGGGGCCCCCUCCAAUGGGGCCUCCACCUCCUUCAAGUCAGGCUUCCAGGCCCCCUCCUGUGGGGAGUUAUCUUGCCUCCAGUGUGAAGCCAGCAAAUCUCCCAGUGAUGGAAUCUGAAACUCUGCUGGAAGAUGUGCUCAAACCUUUGGAAGAGGCACUGGAGGAUUGCCGUGGCCACACAAAGAAGCAAGUAUGUGAUGACAUCAGCCGACGCCUGGCUCUGCUGCAGGAGCAAUGGGCUGGAGGGAAGCUGUCAGUGUCUGUGAAGAAGAGGAUGGCUCUCCUGGUGCAAGAGCUUUCAAGUCACCAGUGGGAUGCUGCAGAUAACAUCCACUGCUCACUCAUGGUUGACCAUGUGACUGAGGUCAGUCAGUGGAUGGUGGGAGUUAAAAGGUUAAUUGCAGAAAAGAGGAACCUGUCUUCAGAGGAAGAGGCCAAUGAAGAGAAAUCUACAACCAUAGCUGAGGAGUUCCAGACAGUACCAGGCGUCCAAGAGGCUCCGUAAUCCUGUGGGAUCCUGACUCACUUCACACCAUUUCCUCUGCUUUGGCAGGGAGGCCUUCUCUCAUCUGGCUCCCUCUUACCACUUGGGAGACUGCCUCCUUGGGAUUGUUGGCCUGCUCCACCUAUCUCUGGGGGAAGAGGUGCCAGCCACCUGGGCCACAGGGAAGAGUUGUUACCCAUAACAUGUGUUUUAAUAAAAACAUCUUAAUAGUGGG
This is a messenger RNA of Nyctereutes procyonoides (raccoon dog), 1583 nucleotides long. RefSeq names its product steroid receptor RNA activator 1 (gene SRA1). The coding region runs from base 692 to 1369 and encodes 225 amino acids. Gene Ontology annotation, biological process: regulation of transcription by RNA polymerase II. The transcript has 5 exons. The record is from RefSeq and is a predicted model, not a curated record. Lineage: Eukaryota; Metazoa; Chordata; Mammalia; Carnivora; Canidae. Gene Ontology annotation, cellular component: nucleus.